CUAUUACUUCAACAACAUUGCCUACAACUUCAGAAAGUACAACAGCAGGGUCCACAACUACAGCGUCAUCAUCCACAUCUACAACAACAAACAAUCCAACAACAUCAGCAGCUGUAACUUCAGAAUCCACAACUCUUUCUUCAACAACAAUGUCUACAUCUUCAGAAACAACUGCACCUGUAACAACAUCAAUAACUACAGCAUCCUCAACUACUAACAUUCCCCACUAGUACACAAACCACACCUAUUACUUCAACAACAUUGCCUACAACUUCAGAAAGUACAACAGCAGGGUCCACAACUACAGCCUCAUCAACCACAUCUCCGACAACAAACAAUCCAACAACAUCAGCAGCUGUAACUUCAGAAUCCACAACUCUUUCUUCAACAACAAUGUCUACAUCUUCAGAAACAACUGCACCUGUAACAACAUCAGUAGCUACAGCAUCUUCAACUACUAACAUCCCCACUAGUACACAAACCACACCUAUUACUUCAACAACAUUGCCUACAACUUCAGAAAGUACAACAGCAGGGUCCACAACUACAGCCUCACUAACCACAUCUACAACAACAAACAAUCCAACAACAUCAGCAGCUGUAACUUCAGAAUCCACAACUCUUUCUUCAACAACAAUGUCUACAUCUUCAGAAACAACUGCACCUGUAACAACAACAGUAGCUACAGCAUCUUCAACUACUAACAUCCCCACUAGUACACAAACCACACCUAUUACUUCAACAACAUUGCCUACAACUUCAGAAAGUACAACAGCAGGGUCCACAACUACAGCCUCACUAACCACAUCUACAACAACAAACAAUCCAACAACAUCAGCAGCUGUAACUUCAGAAUCCACAACUCUUUCUUCAACAACAAUGUCUACAUCUUCAGAAACAACUGCACCUGUAACAACAUCAGUAACUACAGCAUCCUCAACUACUAACAUCCCCACGAGUACACAAACCACACCUAUUACUUCAACAACAUUGCCUACAACUUCAGAAAGUACAACAGCAGGGUCCACAACUAUAGCCUCAUCAACCACAUCUCCGACAACAAACAAUCCAACAACAUCAGCAGCUGUAACUUCAGAAUCCACAACUCUUUCUUCAACAACAAUGUCUACAUCUUCAGAAACAACUGCACCUGUAACAACAUCAGUAGCUACAGCAUCUUCAACUACUACCAUCCCCACUAGUUCACAAACCACACCUAUUACUUCAACAACAUUGCCUACAACUUCAGAAAGUACAACAGCACGGUCCACAACUACAGUCUCAUCAUCCACAUCUACAACAACAAACAAUCCAACAACAUCAGCAGCUGCAACUUCAGAAUCCACAACUCUUUCUUCAACAACAAUGUCUACAUCUUCAGAAACAACUGCACCUGUAACAACAUCAGUAACUACAGCAUCCUCAACUACUAACAUCCCCACUAGCACACAAACCACACCUAUUACUUCAACAACAUUGCCUACAACUUCAGAAAGUACAACAGCAGGGUCCACAACUACAGCCUCAUCAACCACAUCUACGACAACAAACAAUCCAACAACAUCAGCAGCUGUAACUUCAGAAUCCACAACUCUUUCUUCAACAACAAUGUCUACAUCUUCAGAAACAACUGCACCUGUAACAACAACAGUAGCUACAGCAUCUUCAACUACUAACAUCCCCACUAGUACAAAAACCACACCUAUUACUUCAACAACAUUGCCUACAACUUCAGAAAGUACAACAGCAGGGUCCACAACUACAGCCUCAUCAACCACAUCUCCGACAACAAACAAUCCAACAACAUCAGCAGCUGUAACUUCAGAAUCCACAACUCUUUCUUCAACAACAAUGUCUACAUCUUCAGAAACAACUGCACCUGUAACAACAUCAGUAGCUACAGCAUCUUCAACUACUACCAUCCCCACUAGUUCACAAACCACACCUAUUACUUCAACAACAUUGCAUACAACUUCAGAAAGUACAACAGCAGGGUCCACAACUACAGCCUCAUCAUCCACAUCUACGACAACAAACAGUCCAACACCAUCAGCAGCUGUAAUUUCAGAAUCCACAAUUCUUUCUUCAACAACAAUGUCUACAUCUUCAGAAACGACUGCACCUGUAACAACAUCAGUAACUACAGCAUCCUCAACUACUAACAUCCCCACUAGUACACAAACCACACCUAUUACUUCAACAACAUUGCCUACACCUUCAGAAAGUACAACAGCAGGGUCCACAACUACAGCCUCACCAACCACAUCUACAACAACAACAAAAAAUCCACCAACAUCAGCAGCUGUAACUUCAGAAUCCACAACUCUUUCUUCAACAACAAUGUUUACAUCUUCAGAAACAACUGCACCUGUAACAACAUCAGUAACGACAGCAUCUUCAACUACUAACAUCCCCACUAGUACACAAACCACACCUAUUACUUCAACAACAUUGCCUACAACUUCAGAAAGUACAACAGCAGGGUCCACAACUACAGCCUCACCAACCACAUCUACAACAACAAACAAUCCAACAACAUCAGCAGCAGUAACUUCAGAAUCCACAACUCUUUCUUCAACAACAAUGUCUACAUCUUCAGAAACAACUGCACCUGUAACAACAUCAGUAACUACAGCAUCUUCAACUACUAACAUCCCCACUAGUACACAAACCACACCUAUUACUUCAACAACAUUGCCUACAACUUCAGAAAGUACAACAGCAGGGUCCACAACUACAGCCUCAUCAACCACAUCUACAACAACAAACAAUCCAACAACAUCAGCAGCUGUAACUUCAGAAUCCACAACUCUUUUUUCAACAACAAUGUCUACAUCUUCAGAAACAACUGUACCUGUAACAACAGUAACUACAGCAUCUUCAACUACUAACAUCCCCACUAGUUCACAAACCACACCUAUUACUUCAACAACAUUGCCUACAACUUCAGAAAGUACAACAGCAGGGUCCACAACUACAGCCUCAUCAACCACAUCUACAACAACAAACAAUCCACAACAUCAGCAGCUGUAACUUCAAAAUCCACAACUCUUUCUUCAACAACAAUGUCUACAUCUUCAGAAACAACUGCACCUGUAACAACAUUAGUAACUACAGCAUCCUCAACUACUAACAUCCCCACUAGUACACAAACCACACCUAUUACUUCAAC
Messenger RNA from Carassius auratus (goldfish), 3172 nucleotides. RefSeq names its product mucin-2-like. NCBI's taxonomy places the organism in Eukaryota, Metazoa, Chordata, Actinopteri, Cypriniformes, Cyprinidae. The transcript has a single exon. The record is from RefSeq and is a predicted model, not a curated record. The coding region runs from base 394 to 3033 and encodes 879 amino acids.